UCAGUCCGUCUUCACCAUCUGACGAGAAUAAACGCCAACAGUUUUUUGUGAAUAGAAAAGGGGUGUGCCAUUUCACGUAGAGGCUGUUGUCUUUAAUUUCCGCUUUGAAAAGAAUUGCUGAUUUCGUUUUUCGGCCUUUGCAAUUGGUCAAGUGAUGUGUUAAUUUAUCUGUGUUUGUACGUGAAAUUUCCAACAGUGAUGCAGUGUUAUUGAUGUCAAUAAUACCGCCAAAUAAUUGUUUCCAACUUUUGAACUUGAAUUAUUAAAUUGUUUCGUACAAUUUAAAGAUUCGUCAUGAAUGAACGACUGAACGGGGCCGUCAAACAAGCUCCGGCUCCCAAUGCUCUCUAUUUCAACAUUUUCAAAACUCUUUUCCGGUGGAAAGGAAGCAUAUACAAGUUGGUGUGGAAACACUUUGUAGGCUAUUUUGUAUGCUAUCUUUCGCUGACCAUCUUAUACGAAUUUGCUUUGAAUGAGACGCAAAGAAGGCAUUUCGAAGCGAUGACCAGAUAUAUUUCGAAGAGUGCUUCGACUUUGAAUUUAAUGAUAAUGCUAGGAUUCUUCACGUCUACAGCCCUACAACGUCUUUUUACUAUGCAAACUGCCAUUCCCGGUACGGCCAAAAUCAUUUCCAUGUUUAUGAUGUCAUUGAAAACUGAUCUAACGCAGGGUUCCAAGAUUGUACUUCAGUAUGCCCGAUGGGCAGUUCUCAGUUGGAUUCUUGCUUUCCGUAGCGUCAGUGCCCCCCUACGUGACAAGUACCCGGACCUGUGUUCUCUAGAGAGGGAAGAAAUUCUUUUACCGUCCGAGAGACUGAUCCUUGAACGCGCCGAAAUAGAUGGGGAUUUGACUCCUCCCCCAUUGAUCGUCAUUGAUUGGAUGUUGUUGUUGUUGAAAGAAUGUUUGAAAUGCAGCUGCUACAAUAACAAAUCGAGUCAUCACAAAAACGUUGAAAUGCUUAUGGCGUUCAAGAAGAGCUGCGGAAAUACGAUAAAAUUUUCGAAAAGGAACAUGCCACACGCAAUCGUUCAGGCUGUUAUCAUAGCGGUGUAUUAUUUCGGACUGGUCACGAUGUUGGCCCGUGAUUUGUCCACACCCUCGAUGGGCAAGCCCACACCUCAACAGCCUGACGGCAAUCAAACUGACGUCAUCCAAGAGUCUAUCAAUUCAUUCACGAAAUACCAAGAUAGUGUGCCCCCCGACCAUGACAACAUCGUGAAGACUAUUAUUCUGUACUUCCCCGUAAUGCCUUUCAUGCAGUUUUUCAUCUUCUUUGCUUGGCUGACAUUCGGCGGAAUGGCAGUUGAUCCUUUUGGUAAGGACGAAACUGAUAUCAAAGUCAAACGACUUUUUGAAUAUCAUAUUAAGGACUAUAGGCGUCUAGCAGCUUUGUAUGCACAACAGUUGGAAGACUUGUUCCCCGAUUUGGGAUUGUUCGAUGAACCAUCGCCCCCGGAUGAUUCAGUCGCACAACAAGCCACGUCUCCACUUUUAGAUGAUGUCAAUUCCUUGCCCGAAAUGAGUUUAUUAUUAUCUGUACCAGAGGGAACGGCGAAAGACGAGGUCAGAUUAAAUGAGAUGUCACCGCUGCUCCUCCCUCACACCACAGGUAUCACAAUCGAUGACGCCGUUUGACCGGUGCCAAAAUGCAAAGCCAAGACUGUUGUGCAGUGUCCUUGUUAGAAUGAUGGUCAAGUAUACCAGUGAGAUAUCUUUUCAUUUUGUAAUUGAAAUGGCAAGUGAAAUUCCACGAGCCGGAAUCAAACUUGCCGUACAAAUAAUAAUAUAAUUGCAUCUGUAAUAGAAACCGUUUCACAAAUUAAAUGAAUUCGAUGUAAA
Messenger RNA from Daphnia pulex (common water flea), 1839 nucleotides. Its product is annotated as bestrophin-4-like. Bases 295 to 1635 code for a protein of 446 amino acids. The record is from RefSeq and is a predicted model, not a curated record. The transcript has 13 exons. Gene Ontology annotation, molecular function: chloride channel activity. NCBI's taxonomy places the organism in Eukaryota, Metazoa, Arthropoda, Branchiopoda, Diplostraca, Daphniidae.